AUUCUCAAAUUCGUCGUAGUCGGAGUAUGCCUGUCUGACUGCCUGUCUUAUAAGAUGCGCAACGGAUGCAGGACCGUACCAAUCACCGGCACGUUUACCGGAGGCCGCUCCGAGGGAGACCAAGUCUGUGAACAGAUGAAAAGAAGGAACAAAUCGUCGUCUUGGGACACCUUGGUGGGACACGUGCAAAAAAUUCAUCUGGUAUCAUCCAAAGGAUAAGCCGUUACACAAAACCUAAUUGAACCCCGUCAACAGAAGGAUGAGGUACAAAGAAAUCUUUCCCAAGAAUUCCGUUAUCGGGUAUACUCAUGGGAAAUAAAGUCUGUCCUAUAAUAAAAUCAGGUACCGAAGAAGGAAGAUAAGAUAAGAGGAAAGCACCAGGGUCACUACAAGCUACAAUGAGGAUCUGUAGGCCCACGACUCCUGGAAAUAAGGAGUCAGUGAUGCCAGUAGAUGGUCUAGGUUACUAUAGUACUACUUGUCUUGGCAACUGCCGGCGAUGGCAGGGAAGGCAAUGAAGGGUGAAGCGGAAGUGAAGCUUCCCUUCGCGCACGGCAUUUAACCCAUUGCUCGGCUGGAACGAUGCGGUGGGUGAGGGUGGUGGCCCCCUCCCUCGCGAGUUAAGGGGAGCUUGCGAAACGAGAAUGAGCGAGAGGAUCAAGUAGAAGGGAGGGUGGUUGGUUCUCCGUGAUCGUCGUCGUCGUCGUCGUCGCCGACCGGCCGGCCGGCCAGUUGCGCUGUGGCGGCAACGACAUCGGCACGUUCUCCUCAACGUGUUGCCAAAACAUACUUAAGGCCUUGGAAAGGAGCUAUCGCACAAUCGGAGACUGAGAAUGAGCGGGAAAAAGGAAUUAUGUAUACUUGAUCGUGAAGUUUUGAAGGACUGAGGUCGUGCGACAACUUUUGUUCUUUUCCUUUUUUUUUACAUUGAUGACUGAAAUAAAUUUGUCUAAACUAUGCUCCGUCGCGAUGAUAACAAUGAAAAAUCCUUGAGGGUGAUUUUAAAUUACGUGAAAUUGAUUACUGUUAAGUAAACAAGGUGGGACAGAGAUGACCGAUGGACAAUUUAAAUGAUACAAAAGUCAUUCAACGAAUCAAAAGCUGCUGUGACUUUAUGAGAGACUAAAGUGGAAAGAGGAUUGAAGAGUACUCUUGAUCAUUGAGAAUGACGUGAGUGAAGAGUCUGAAUAGAGGAUUAAGUGUGCGAAGACGUAGCACUAGUUAGAUCCCUGAUUGACAAUUAUGUUAAUCGAACAAGUGUGCGAUCGAGCUUUAAAAGUGGGUGCGAUGACAGUAUUCCCAGCAAGUGAAAAUUUAACAUUGACUUCUUACUAUUGACUUGAUUUGACUGACAGGAAGUCACCACUGAAGAAUGAGGCUGGAUGUCAGCGUUAACGACGCCAGUGAAAAAUAGUCUUGGGUUUUCUGAUAAAAGAAAGGAAGUCAAAAGCGCCAAGAGGAUUGGAUUGGGUGGGUGGGUGGUAAAUUUCGAGCACGAGGGUGCCGCUCGACGUGCAGAGCUGGUCUAUUGAUUUGUUUUUGUUAUACGUAGUCCCCGCCGUCGGAUGUAUAGAAAUGUGUCAGAAUUUUUUCGGAUACUGAAACCGAGUGGUCGUAAAAGGUCAGCGUCGCGCCGCCGAGCAGCUUGAUAGAAGUGUAAAUCUCGCCGCAGUAGGUGAGAUCACUAUAAGGAGGAGACGUUGACGCAAAAGGGGACUCCCCGUUGGCCGAAGACCCAAGUGCUUGCAACAAGGAAAGAAGGAAGGAAGGAAGGAGAAGCCCAUAUCGAUUUUCCUUCGCAAAACAAACGGACUUCCGGCUGAGGAUUUUUUUCGUAAGAGUCACACGCGAAAGCCGGAAAUAUAUCCAAAUACAAAUUAAUUCGGAAGCUAACGCGUCUCGCUGCCUUGGAAGUCAGCCGUUGCUCUUUAUAUACAGCAUAAAACAGUCAAAGUAACUCGACGAUUCUAGCUCUCAGGAAUUCCCAGCGGGUGAGCGGAGGGCAAUUUACAAUCCAUUUGCACGAGUGUCGCGUCUCGUUACUUCGAGCCAGAGGACCAGAAGGGUCAGACGGUUCCUGAGGAGAGGCUCAAUUGGUAUCUCGAAGGUCGUAAAGUCAGAGUAUCAAAAGGAAACUGUACCGUACCUUAAUGAGGUAUAAAGUAGAGAAAUAUGUAUAAAUACCCUGUCUGAUAUAAACUGGGAGAAGAUAUUUUGAAAAAAACAAAAUUUAGAACGAGUAUCAAAAGAGGAAGAAGAAGGCUCUCGAAAGUAUGAACCCUCGACGAGAGCAAGCUGUCUCAAUUCUCAGAGCGUAAUCUAGACUUGGAAACUUGAGAAUAUUAUUAAGGACGAAACCCUCCUCCAAGGGACUCGGUUCAAUCGUCCCGCCGUCCAUCAGUUUCGUCCUCCGGGACGUCUCCCAGAGAAAUAAUACGUUCUCGGCCUCCGACCUCGGCCGCGUUUCAAAUCGAUAACGCCCCUAGCUCUCGCUCGCACUCUACGCGACACGUAUUACUCUCAAAAGAUUAGCCGAUCCAUGGAAAGCGACCUCGCGAACCUUAGGGCUAUCCGACUUUUGGACUUGUAGAUAGAUAUUGUCUAUUAACCCUCUCUGACGAUACUCUAUUAUCCCUUAGGCAGAACCUGGACCAGUGGCGGGAAUUUUGAAUCAUCACAAUGCUGACCACUGGACACACGUGCGUUCCUCGUAACAGGGUAACCCUAGAGGAAAAGAGCUUAGACCUCUCGGAUGAGCCAUCACGUAAUCCGAGAGGAUGCCAUGUAUCAAGAGGCAGAGUACCAAAGUGUGGUAUUCGCAGAGACGACUGCACGCGACUUGGUGACAGGGAGGAGACAAGAGGAGAGACUCAUUUUCUGGCGAGAGAAACGCGCGAGAGUGGAAGUGGGUCUGUAUUGAUUACAGACGAACGGAGUAUGAUGUAAAUAAGAAAGCGGACGAGGCAAUAGUAAUAAAUAAAGAGAGGAGAGAAGCGUGAACUAUUGGCUAUUAUUGGAAUUCGACCUCUGGUGCAAUUAGCAGCUGGAGCGAGGACACGUGGAAUCCUCGUAAAUCGAAAAGAUAAUUGAAUAGCAAUACGAAAUUUAAUAAACGAGGACUGUAACUCCUUCACGAGAGUCUUCGCUAAGAUGAGAGACUUCCUAUGGGUUCACUUUAUCUCAAAGCUCAUCCUCCUCCUACUCUUCCUCUCGCUGAAUACCAUCAAUCUGGUCCAGUCGAGAACACCCCAGGAGCGCCAGUCCGUCUUGAUACCUGGUGACAUAGUCCUGGGAGGUCUCUUUCCCGUCCACGAGAAGGGCGACUCAUCGUGUGGACGUAAGAUUUACAACAGAGGAGUACAGCGACUGGAAGCGAUGCUCUUCGCCGUGGAUCAGAUCAACAAGGAAACCAGGAUACUUCCGGGUAUCGUCCUGGGCGUGCAUAUCCUGGACACCUGCAGUAGGGAUACGUAUGCCUUGAACCAGAGUCUGCAUUUCGUGCGAGCGUCCUUGUCGAAUCUGGACAUCAGCGUGUUGGAGUGCGCGGACCGGUCCAGUCCUCGGGUCAAGAAGUCAGCUAGUGCGGGUCCUCUCUUCGGCGUGAUUGGUGGUUCCUAUAGUUCCGUGUCCCUCCAGGUGGCGAACCUUCUGCGACUGUUUCACAUACCCCAGAUAUCGCCGGCAUCCACGGCGAAGGCGCUCAGCGAGAAAACGAGGUUCGACUACUUCGCCAGGACUGUGCCGCCGGAUACGUUCCAAUCCAUCGCCCUGGUCGACGUCGUCAAGAGCGUCAACUGGUCUUACGUGUCCACGGUGUACUCGGAGGGCUCGUACGGGGAGUACGGGAUCGAGGUGUUCACCAGGGAAGCCACCGAGAGACAAGUCUGCAUAGCUGCCGCGGAGAAGGUGCCCAGCGCCGCCGACGACAAGGUCUUCGACGGUAUCAUACAGAAGCUCAGUAAAAAAGCAAAUGCCCGGGCGGUCGUUCUCUUCACCAGAGCAGAGGAUGCCAGGAGGAUCCUGGAGGCAGCGCGUAGGUCAAACUUGAGCCAGACCUUCCAGUGGAUAGCCAGCGACGGCUGGGGAAGACAAAAUAAGUUAGUCGAGGGUCUCGAAGAGGAAGCCGAGGGUGCCAUCACCGUCGAGCUUGAGUCUAAGAAUAUUCCAGGAUUCGAUGAGUACAUGGCCUCUCUCACUCCUAGGAACAAUCGGCGCAACCCUUGGUUCAGCGAGUACUGGGAGGAUGCGUUUUCCUGCAUCCUCAAGAGCGACGUCCCGCUCGUGACCGAUCGCAAGCUCAAUAUAUGUUCGCCAAGUCUACGUCUGACAUCCUCCAGGGGAUACGAACAAGAAUCCAAGGUGCAGUUCGUCGUUGAUGCUGUUUAUGCUUUUGCUCUUGCUCUUGACAAUCUUCAGCGGGACAUGUGCGGUCGGUCCGAAGGACUCUGCUCGUCGAUGAUCAACUACGACAAGGGGGCCUUCUUCAAGAACUACUUACUCAACGUCUCCUUCGAGGAUGCCGCCGGAAGUGAAGUGAAGUUCGACGAGCACGGUGAUGGCCUGGCACGAUAUGAGAUCCUGAACUUCCGGAAGUCAGGUCAGAACGGCACGAAUGGAUAUCACUACAGAGUUGUAGGAAAGUGGUACAACUCUCUGAACAUCCGCACAGAGGAACUGGUAUGGAGCAAAGGUACAGAGAGUAUACCGAUCUCAGCGUGUUCUUUACCGUGUGCACCAGGUAUGAUAAAGAAGCAACAGGGUGACACUUGUUGCUGGGUGUGCGAUCAGUGCGAGGAAUACGAAUAUGUACACGACGAGAAGACAUGCAAGGGCUGUGAUUCAGGAUUCUGGCCGCACGCGGAUAAGAAGGGCUGCUACGCGCUACCGGUUAAGCAUAUGCGAUGGAGCAGUGCAUUUGUAAUAGCACCAGCCAUAAUAUCCUGUCUGGGUAUAGUCGCUACCCUGGCUGUGGCAGGAUUGCUCUUUAAGCAUAGAGACACCCCAGUAGUGAGGGCUUCCGGCAGGGAGCUAACGAUAAUCCUAUUGGCUGGAGUGCUUGUUUGUUACCUAAACACAUUCAUCCUACUGGCAAAGCCAACUACGGUCACGUGCAUCCUCCAGAGAUUUGGGGUAGGCGUGAGCUUCAGCGCCGUCUACGGAGCCGUUCUAACCAAGACAAAUAGGAUAGCAAGGAUCUUCGAUUCAGCAUCGCGAUCCGCCAGGAGGCCGCGUUACAUCAGUCCUACUUCCCAAGUCUGCAUAGCAGCUGCCUUGAUAGCCUUCCAGAUCGUCCUCACCCUGGUGUGGAUGAUCGUCGAACCGCCUGGUACCAGGUUCUCGUACCCGGAUCGCAAGCAGGUCAUCCUCAAGUGCAAUAUCCAGGACAUGAGCUUCCUCUUCUCGCAGCUUUACAACGCAACCCUCAUCCUUGUCUCGACGAUUUACGCUGUGAAGACCAGGAAGAUCCCAGAGAACUUCAACGAAAGCAAGUUCAUCGGCUUCACCAUGUACACCACUUGUAUAAUAUGGCUGGCGUUUGUACCUAUUUACUUUGGUACGGGAAACUCCCACGAGACUCAGAUCACUACGUUGUGCGUGGCUAUUAGUCUGAGCGCAUCAGUCACCCUGGUCUGUCUCUACUCGCCCAAAGUGUAUAUCAUAGUCUUCCAGCCGGACAAGAACAUCCGAGGAAAGGUGACAAUGGGUGGAAGCACUUUCAAGAAGCAGGGCAGCAGUGCCGGAGCGUCUUCGCUUACGAAGUAUACCGGAUGUGAUAUGACCAGUGAAUGCGUACCUCUGCAAAGUGCCAUUACUACGGCCGUUCAGACGUCGGUCGACAUCAGUGAGAUAACCGGAAGUCCAAGCCCAUCGACUAAGAUUGCAACUGAACAAGUGGCACAACUUUAGAGCUUGCCGAGUACGCCUGUGUACUUGGUACAGAUAAAGUGAAAGGGGACAAACAAAAGAUAAUAAAUUGUCAAGGACCUUGACAGUGAAUUAGAAUGAUCUCAGAUUGAAUUACAUAAUUAAUUGAGUUGAUUAAUAGUGACAGUGUGUUCUUAUGCACGAUGCAGUGUAAGGAGUAUAAUUAAAAUAUACAAAAAAGCUAUGAUAUCAUGAUAUAGAAAGUAGCACGAGAUAUGUGAUAAAGUAGCACGCAAGCAGUGUUUAAUAGAGUGUUAUACAACGUUAUGAAAAUCAACAGAGUGACCAAUCAUCGAUCGUCAUUCGUUGACAGUUUACGAUGCCGUUCAUCAUUGUUGUUAUUGUUACUGUAAGUGUCGAAUCUGAAAAAAAAGUAUGUGCAGGACAAGCACGACUUCUAGAAUUCGUCAGGGUACAGUCUCCAUGUGAAAUAUAAGAGUUCGCCUUCGGUUUAUAAAUAAUUGUAGGUGAAUAGGAAUUCACAAAAGAUGCAUUGCCCACUUGAAAGAUCAGUUGGUCGAGAGAGCCGCCUCACUGGAAGUUUUAGAAUAAAAAAAAAAUGUGUGAAAUAAA
Messenger RNA from Cephus cinctus (wheat stem sawfly), 6498 nucleotides. RefSeq names its product metabotropic glutamate receptor (gene mGluR). The record is from RefSeq and is a predicted model, not a curated record. Lineage: Eukaryota; Metazoa; Arthropoda; Insecta; Hymenoptera; Cephidae. Gene Ontology annotation, molecular function: group II metabotropic glutamate receptor activity. The transcript has 6 exons. Gene Ontology annotation, cellular component: membrane. The coding region runs from base 3151 to 5907 and encodes 918 amino acids. Gene Ontology annotation, biological process: regulation of synaptic transmission, glutamatergic; G protein-coupled glutamate receptor signaling pathway.